AUGGACUUCCUCCAGGUUUCAUCUGGAGAUGACUUCUCCAUCACUCCCACCCGGAAGGGCUCCACAGAGUUCGACUUUGGCUCAGAUUCAGACGACAUGGCGACCAUCAGAGAACCAGAAAGCAAGAUCGACAAGGACAAACUACAUCCCGAAGUACUCAAGAACAUUGAACUCCACCAGGGUUUCAUGCGUCGCGCAAUCAACGUCGCCGAGGAGGCGUUGGCUGGAGGCGAGACUCCUGUCGCCUGCGUCCUGGUCCACAAUGGAGAGGUUGUCGCUCGCGGGAUGAACGACACCAAUCGAUCUCUCAACGGUACUCGACACGCCGAAUUUCUCGCCAUCUCGGAGUUCCUGUCCAAGUUUCCUGCCGAAAAGCUCAAGGAGACCGAUCUCUACGUGACCGUCGAACCUUGCAUCAUGUGUGCUUCGGCCCUGAGACAGUAUGGAAUCAGAUGUGUCUACUUUGGAUGUGGAAAUGAUCGUUUUGGUGGAAAUGGCAGUGUUCUGGCAGUCAACUCUGACAAGGGGCUGGAGGAAGGAUAUCCAAGCUACGGGGGUAUCUUCAGGAAAGAAGCCAUUAUGUUGCUCCGCAGGUUCUACAUCCAAGAGAAUGAGAACGCACCAAAUCCUCGAGCAAAGGGGAAUCGGGAACUGAAGCCGGUAGUCUAA
This is a messenger RNA of Exophiala dermatitidis NIH/UT8656, 669 nucleotides long. RefSeq lists its product as uncharacterized. The record is from RefSeq and is a predicted model, not a curated record. The transcript has a single exon. Gene Ontology annotation, cellular component: cytoplasm; nucleus. Bases 1 to 669 code for a protein of 222 amino acids. Gene Ontology annotation, biological process: tRNA wobble adenosine to inosine editing. Gene Ontology annotation, molecular function: tRNA-specific adenosine-34 deaminase activity; zinc ion binding. NCBI's taxonomy places the organism in Eukaryota, Fungi, Ascomycota, Eurotiomycetes, Chaetothyriales, Herpotrichiellaceae.